Messenger RNA from Mya arenaria, 5270 nucleotides. RefSeq names its product pleckstrin homology domain-containing family A member 1-like. Lineage: Eukaryota; Metazoa; Mollusca; Bivalvia; Myida; Myidae. The coding region runs from base 75 to 1094 and encodes 339 amino acids. The transcript is spliced from 14 exons. The record is from RefSeq and is a predicted model, not a curated record.
CGAAAACUUAGUGGAUUGUAACCUAUAUAACUUCCUGCUUCAUUUUGUAAUAAUAAACAAAGAAGAUGUAAGGCAUGUCUGGUGUUGGUGAAAAGUCGCGGGAACUAUGCGGGUUUCUCAAGGUGGAGGACAGUAAACACCAGUUCUCCAAAAGACGUUUCUUCCAUCUUGAUCUCAACAAUCAAACACUCAGUAUUUACCUUGAUCAUCCAAAUGAUUUGCCAAAGACAUGCAAGACAAAUGAGCCAUAUGAAGUAAUAUAUCUUAACUUUGUGUCACAGGUUAGCGAUGCACGAAAGGCUCGUCCCAAGGCUGGCUAUUGCUUCUGUAUCACACACACUGGUGACCAGUCCUUUUAUCAAGCAGAAAAUGAAGAGCAGAUGAACAAAUGGAUUGAAGCUCUAAAUGAGGCCUGUAAAAUAACGGUUCACGACUAUGAGGUAAAGACAACGAAGCUGGCUCCACCCAAUUCGAGGAACGAGGUUGCCGGUGGGGUCAUUAUAACAACCAAACCAGAGAACCAUGACAGCGGUGCAGAAUCAGUUGAACAUAACCUUCCAGCCCUGUCACUGCAGUGUUAUAAGUCUGGCUAUGCUGUGAAGCAGGGUGCUCUGCGCAAAAAUUGGAAGAAACGGUAUUUUGUCCUCGACUCAAAUGGAUUUUCAUACUACAAACAUGACCAGGACAAAGAGCCUAUCAAAACCCUUCCUUUACACGAGAUUCUGCAAGCAAGGCUUGUGGCAGGGGAGCACCAUCCACAUCGCCAAAACCUGUUUGAAGUUCAAACUGCUGAUAGAACAUACUAUGUUCAGUGUGAGAAGUCUGAGGAAUGUCAAAAGUGGGUGUCCUCUAUCAACCAGUAUUCCCACCAGUUGUCUGUCUGUCAUGGCCUUGAACAUGUGAACAGUUUCACGCAAUUACAUGCCACCCCAAAAAAGGGAACACAGCUUUCUAAGUCCGGUCAAGGACGGCCAACAGUCGUCUGUCACCUUGCAGCGCCCAACAAGCCAGGAACCAACAAAACCCAGCAGAUCAGUCUGGGUAUGACCUUGACCUUUCCUGCUGACCUUCAACUCGACAUGCGUGACCUUUAAUCUUCAAGCAUGCUACUAACUUGAACUUUGAUGGCAUGGCCUGUCUGAAAUACCUGUGCAAUGACAAUGUUUCAUGUUGAAUGUAAUAACUAUAGAGUCUUUGAACAAGUGUGUGUACCUCAUGAUGUAGACCAAAGGUUUCUGGUAAUAAAUAAAUAAUUCCUGUGCUAUUCAAGGUGCAAAAUCACUCCCGAGCAGACCUUUAAUCUUCAAGCAUGCUACUAACUUGAACUUUGAUGGCAGUCCUACUGCAUGAAUCUAUGAAAAAUAAAAAUCAAUUCUUAACUGAAAAAUGAUGAUUUAUAAAGGAGAAAUUUUGAUAAACCUUUGUUCUACAUUUUCAGAAACGCACAAUAGAAUGCCGAUCCUUGAUAGUUUAUGUUCACUAUGUGACCUAUACUACACCAUAUUUUCAGUUUCUGUUUUGUAUUGGACUUUAUUAUUUUGUAUUGUUAUUAUUUUGGCUUGUCCCUGUAGUUUCUCUAUCCUGACAGGAAUUUCAUAUUUAUAGCAAUUUUAUAUUUAUUUUCAUUACCUCUGGAUUAAAUUUCUAUUUUGCAUGAGCUGGACAAUUUAACUAUCACCACUGCUGCCUAUCACUAUGUCAGGCCAAUAUCAGUUAAUUGCUAGAAUUUCAUCCAUUUUUUUAAAAUUAUUUUUCAUUUUUCUUAGAUGACUGUUUCACCGUUGAAUACCGCUUUUUCUUAUUGCAUAAAGGGACUAUAUACAUGUGUUUUAGAGGCGCCACAAACACAAUCAUAACAUAUCAAACAGUGGGUAUGUACAAAAGCGUUGUUUCCGGACAGUACUGGACAAAUCCACAAAUACAAAUCUUAGUUCAAUAUUUUUAUUUGAGUCAAUAAAAUUUAAAGGGGUGGUGGAAAACAGGAGGUGGGCGGGAAUGAAAAUCUAGAAAUUAAUUUAUAGUCGCCUUACAAUACUGACAUCUUAUAUCGUUGCUUAAGGAUUUUGUUCUUUCUUAGUUCUGUUUAUGAUCUUCAUAAUGUAGAAAUAGUGUAGUGCUAGAUAUAUCAUGGAUACCAUUAUGAUCUCAUUAGACAUAUAAUUAUGUUUCCUGCAUGACAUUUUAUCAAGAAUUUAAGUAUCUUUUAUGCGUUUUCGGUAAACAUGGGAACCUAUAUCUGAGCGCACAUACUAAGUGUCAAAUAUUUUUUUCAUCUUUAUCGGAAAUACAUGAUUGAUUGCUUUUUCCAAUUAUUUAACUUUUAAAUGUUAUCAAUUUUGACACUAAAAAUGCAGUUAUUGUAAGUUUGACGUAGACUCAAAAGUGUGUGAGGUGUGUUUACUGACCUCAUGGUGCAGGAAAUUGAAAUAAUACUUGAUGUCAAAUAAGCUGUUAGAAGAUCGCAAUUUUGAAAAAUUACAAUAAUAAUUUGUAAUUUGUUUCAUUUAUCAAAUGACUAUUAAUUUUUUUGUUUUUUUCUCCGAAAGUUCAAAAUUUUAUUUACUGAGACACAAAGUAUUACAUUAUAAUUUUUUUAAUUUACGGACUGUUGUGGGUUAAUGGAAUGUUCUUCCCUAGAAUGGAAGGUCAAUUUUUCCAGGGCUUGUCACAGGAAACACUUGUUUGGUAUGCAAGUUGCCAUUUAGCCUGCUAUGUUUCACCAACAAAUAGUGUUAAAUGUGAUCCAGGACUUCUAGUAAAUGGGUAAACAAAGCAUAAUAAAUUAUUUAUUAACUAGUAAUUGGGUUGUGCAGUGCACAGAAACGCGCCAAAUACAUGAUAAAAAUUAUACUCAAUUUUAAGAAAUUGUUGUGACAUAUAUUAAUAACGUUUCCUUACAAAUUUUUUUGAGAAAUGACUGAUGCUGACCUGGCAUAAACUGCAUGGUGUUUUUGUUCAUUGUUUGUUUGCUCCUCUUUUUUCCAAAAAAAAAAUCCAGAUAUUUUGAUUGUCUCCGUGAAGUCAUCGUUGGUGAAAUACUUUGAUUUACAUGUAAAAGUACGGAGAUUACUUUUUUGUCAGCGUCGUCAGAUGAGUUGUGUGAAAUCUCAACACUUUAGUUUAUUUGUCCUAUUUCAUAAUAUUAAAACCAUUAUUAAAUAUAUAAACACAUAGACAUGAAACUUAGUACACAGUUAUGGUACUUAUACCAAUUUAUACGGGCAUGUGUAGCAAUCUCAAUCCUUAAUUUUAGCAUAUUUUAUUUUAACAAGCUGAUGUACCAGUAUAUUAAUGAUAAGCUGACAAGUAAAGUCACUAAUUCACAUUAACAUUUAUUUAGUUUCUGGUAGAUCACAUUUAAGGAAACCUUGGACGUUACCAAAAAAUAGUUCAAGAUAUUCAUAUGAACCUGGUACAAAUGAUAUGAUAGACAAUGUGCACAUAACUCUAGCUGAAAAUAAUAAUUAAAUGAUAAAAUAAUUAUUGAGUUAUUCCCCUUAUUGGAAUGAAAAAAAACAACAGAUAAGUGUUUGGUUUUUGCUCCAUGCUGCUCCUGUACUGCUCUCUGAUAUUAUGCCUUCUCUUGUCAUUUUGUUUUGUUCAGUAAACGUUUGUAGGUACCAAAUAUACACUGCUGUGCUAGUACUAUAUAUAUAAAUUGUAAUCUUGCCUGAAAUGGCAUACUAGUGAAUGUCUGAUUUUACAGAUAAGAUAUCAUGCAAGAUUGUUUUAUUGCUGAUAAUAUAUAACAUUCCAAUGUUUUGUAUCUUGUCACUUUAAUAUUAUGUAUUUAUUUUUAUCCAUGUAAUCCAUGUGUGUCUAGAAUCAUGACCUGCCCAUACCUGUCUGACCAGGCCCAAUCAGGUGCAUUUAUCAAGUCAUGUGACAGUUCUUGUUUCUUUUUUUGACAUUCCAUUCCACUUUGAUGAAUAUAUAUCUUAUCAGUUAAGUCGCAUUUUUAUAUUUUCAUGAUAGUGUAUGCAGCUAUAGCAAGAUAUAACUAUCAUUAGUUUACAUGUUAUAAUGAAUGUGUCGUUUUCUGUCCUUUUAAAGGUGCUGCCCUACGUGUGUAAAACUAGUGUAAAAAGCAUCAUAGCACCAGUAUAUUGUGAACUAUAAGUUAAUUAGAAUCAAUUAAACACAGAAAAUAUGUUUUAUGACGUGUUGAUAAGCUCAACAACCAAUUUUCAUUUAGUUCCUUUAAAUGAUUUGUUUCAAUGUUUAGACAAUAUAUAGACUCAAAUGUGUUUUAUGUGCCAUUUUCUGAAAUCAAAUCCAUUUGAUAUUUUACUUUUAUGUUUUAAAACCAGUGAGUUUGUCUGUACAUUUGUCAUAAUACUUCAAGUGCAGAUCAUGCUCAACUGAUACAACUUUACUUAUUUCAAAAGGCAUUUAACUUAAUGUACGAAUUUUACAUCCGUUUUACGUCCGGUACUUUCAUGGAAAAUGUUAAGUGUAUAUCAAGUUUUGAGUGUUCAAAAUUACAUAAUUAUACAUGCAUUGUUCAUGUGUUUACCACUUAUUCCAGUAUUCACAAAAAAAGUACUAAAAGUGUGGAUUUUGGGCCAAUUUUGCGUACAGCACUGCUCGAUUUUAUUGAUUUCGGAAACCGAUUUGAAUAGAUUAAAAGUGGUGUUACGGUUACCCACAAACAUCAUUCUUAUGACAGCAGUGAAAAUGUUUGUCAAUAAAACCAUUUUGUUUUUCCUGUUUAUGUACUGUUUAAAAACUUAUAUAUCUUAUACUCAAUGUUUAUCAAUAUUUGUUAAUCUUCAAUGCAUUUGUUUGCUGAUUCUUAGUUUGACCUUGUUAUUGAUUUUAAGAAAAUGUUGAGUUAUUGUCAUAGCAUUUGUGUUGUUGACAUCAGCACCGUUGUCCAAAAGCUUUCACCUUGGCCUCUCAAAAACUGUUUGAGAUAUUCACACGAAAUAUUGUACAGAUGUUAUUAGUGGCAAUAUUAACAAGUGUAGCAAGGUACAUAACUCUGGAUUUAUCUUUAGUAAAAAAAAACAAACCCUUGAUAAUUUGAAAAGGUCGUGCCAAAAAGCUGAUCUUGGUCAUAAGUUAAUGAUUGUUUAAGAUGGUUCAAUGAAACUUUGUGCACAUUUAACUAGUGACAUCUUGCUCAUUUGUAGCAAGGCCCAUAACUCUGACUUAAAUGAGUUAUACCAGUUAUUUGACUGAAAAAAAUGGAUGGUCACUGGCGUUCCCUCUGUAUCACUCUUGUUUCUUGUAUGCAUGGAAGUAACAAAUAAAGAUAUUAAAUGUUU